AAGUGGGUAUUGUGCAUGCGGUAUUGGUACACGUUGCACGAGACGGUCGACCGAGUCUGUGCGUAUAACGAGGGAAUGACAACUGCGCUAAACAGUCUGCCGGGGAGGAACUCAGGCGACGCAAGCCUUUGGAGGACGACGCCAGGGCGAUUCGUUCACCUCCUGCGAGCAGUUGGGCGCCUUCAAGCCAUGGGUACUGCUCGCGGGGAGUCUGGUGCUGAGGAAGGAGGUUCUGAGAGCACACUCGAACAUGGAGAACCACCUGUCGAAGAGCUGGUGCCUCCGGACGGUGGCUGGGGUUGGCUUAUUGUUCUCGCUUGUGGGAUCAUGCAGUUCGUGCUACCGACGCUCUCCACGUGUUUCGGCCUCGUGUAUGUCCGCCUCGUGUCGGCAGGAUACACGAACUCCCAGGUGGCGCCCAUCCCCGGCCUCUUGUAUGGCCUCUCAUGUCUCAUCGGUCCUCUGGCCACCAGCCUCAGCCGCUACCACGGCCACCGUCGACUAAGCGUUUUUGGCGUUUGUACAAUGGCCGCGGGGGUGUUUCUCUGCGCCUUCUGGGACAACCUGAUUUGGUUGUACGUCUGUUUUGGAGUUGUUGGAGGCUUGGGCCGCGGCAUAGCGAACCCUCAAGGCUUCAUCCUGGGCCAGAUGUACUUCCGCCGAAGGAGGGUGGCCGCCAACGCCCUCUCGAUGCUGGGCGCCUCGCUGGGCUUCAUGGUGAUGCCGCCCCUCGUCAGGUUCCUCGCCAACACCUACGGCCACCGGGGCGCCCUCCUGCUGUGGUCGGCGAUCCUGCUGCAUGCCCUCGUGGGCGCCGCUCUCUACCAGCCGGUCGAGUGGCACUUGAAGCCCAACCCUCUGGCCAACGUUCGCCUGGUCGAGGCCAGGCCGUGCCAGGAAGAGGGCCAUAAUGACACAAGGGUAAAUGAUGCGGAUGAUUUUGAAGGAAAGGAAUUCGGAAAUGAAUCGCGCGCCACGGAAGCUGAAAGCAACUUCCAAAUGCAUCCUCUUGACCCUCGUCCCUGCCACAGGCUCCUCGGGUCAGCCACUUCUGAGGGGGAAGCACAGGUAUUUCUCGCCGAAGCAGAGGGCGAGCGCGAGGGCUGCGGCAGAAGAAGGGUGAACAGCGUUAGCAGAACUUCGCUCCGUAGCAGUCUCUACAGCUCGAGUGAAGUCGUCGACCAAUUAAGCAGCGCCUUCUCGCUUGAAGCGGAAAAGCUGAAAGGCAGUAAUGGCAACAUUGCAGAGAAGUGUGAUAAAAUGCCGGAAGAAUCCCAGUCUAUAACCCUGUGCGGGAUAAGGUUCCCCAGAUUUUCGGACAUAAUACAUUUCAGAUUAUUGUUGCAUCCGAUUUUUCUCAUCGUGUCCGUCUCUAGUAUCGCCAACAGAAUGGUGUUCAUGAACUUCGUCACGUACAUCCCGGCCGUGGGGAAGGACUUGGACCUUUCGGACGAGGCGCCCUUCAUGCUCACCAUCAUCUCCGUGGCUGACCUUGUCGCGAAGGGCGUCAUGGCCGUCGUCAGCGACCGCGGGUGGUGUCAGCGCCGCUACUUCGUCAUCGCCGGCGGCAUCAGUGCUUCUGCGGCUGCUUUGAUGGUGCCCCGAGCGUGGGACUUCCUGAGCCUCGCCUCCUGCUGCGCCCUGUACGGGUCCAGCCUCGGCGCCAUCGUGUCCGUGGCCCCCGUCCUGCUGGUGGAGUACCUCGGCCUCGAGCUCCUCCCGCACACCUUCGGCCUCCUCCUCCUCAUGAACGGAGCGGCGUCGUUCGUCAUCUUCCCCCUCACAGGGCUCAUUAAUGAUAUGAUGGCUAACUACACGACCACCUACUACCUGCUGGGCGCCCUCUCCCUGCUGCCGGCCGUACUGUGGAGCCUCGUGCCCUUAGUUAACCGCGAGAAAAUUAAGAAUCCUGUUUAAACUUCUUUCUUCAGGGUUAUGCAAUAAUACAUUUGUUUAUAUAUAAGCAGCGUUGUCAUCUUUAGGUCAGAAGUGCAACGAGUACCUGAACAAAAAUAUUUGUAAAAUGCUUGUGGAUC
Messenger RNA from Penaeus vannamei (Pacific white shrimp), 2036 nucleotides. The record is from RefSeq and is a predicted model, not a curated record. NCBI's taxonomy places the organism in Eukaryota, Metazoa, Arthropoda, Malacostraca, Decapoda, Penaeidae.